Columba livia (rock pigeon) is the source of this 1561-nucleotide messenger RNA. Its product is annotated as mitogen-activated protein kinase kinase kinase kinase 3-like. Gene Ontology annotation, molecular function: ATP binding; MAP kinase kinase kinase kinase activity. The transcript has 12 exons. Bases 599 to 1183 code for a protein of 194 amino acids. NCBI's taxonomy places the organism in Eukaryota, Metazoa, Chordata, Aves, Columbiformes, Columbidae. Gene Ontology annotation, biological process: protein phosphorylation; intracellular signal transduction. The record is from RefSeq and is a predicted model, not a curated record. Gene Ontology annotation, cellular component: cytoplasm.
UCAUACUGGGAGUUAAGUAGGGAUCACACUGGGAUGGACUGGGUCAUACUGGAGGAUGCAGGGGAUCACACUGGGGUGGACUGGCCAUACUGGGAUAGACUGGGUUGUACUGGGAGUUAAGCAGGGAUCACACUGGGAUAGACUGGGUCAUACUGGGAUAGACUGGGGUCAUACUGGGAGUUAAACAGGGAUCACACUGGGAUAGAUGGGGCCAUACUGGGAUAUACGGGGCUGUACUGGAUUAGACGGGGCUGUACUGGGACUUAAGCAGGGAUCACACUGGAAUGGACUGGGUCAUACUGGGGAAUGCAGGGGAUCACACUGGGAUAGACGGGGCCGUACUGGGAUAGACGGGGCCAUACUGGGAUAUACGGGGCUGUACUGGGAGUUAAGCAGGGAUCACACUGGUCCAAACUGGGCGCAGACUGGAGCGACACUGGGCCGCAGCUGGCGUUACCCCGAGGCCAAAGCGGGCUCUUAAGGAGAUACUGGGCUUAUACUGGGAUCACAAACUGGGCGCAGACCUGGGGGGGCGGCCCCGGGGGCGGGGCCGGAUGCCUGGGUCCCCGGCCGUGCCUCAGUUUCCCCUUCCGCCACCAUGGAGCCGGGGCCAGCCGCUCGUCGCCCCCCGCGACCCCAGCUGGACUUCGAGCUGCUGCUGCAGCGCCUGGGGGGGGGCACCUACGGGGACGUCUACAAGGCCCGCAGCAAGGCCACGGGUGCACCCGCCGCCAUCAAGGUCGUCAAGAUGGACGCAGCCUCUGCCCCCCCAGCUGACGACCGGGCGGCGCUGCAGCAGGAGAUCCUGAUGGUGCGCUCCUGCCAGCACCCCAACAUCAUCGCCUACUACGGCAGCUACAGCUGGUGCAACAAGCUGUGGAUCUGCAUGGAGCUGUGCGGGGGGGGGGUCCCUGCAGGACAUCUACCACGUGACAGGGCCCCUCUCGGAGCUGCAAAUCGCUUAUAUCUGCAGGGAGACGCUGGAGGGACUGUCGUACCUGCACUCGCAGGGCAAGAUCCACCGCGACAUCAAGGGAGCGAACAUCCUGAUCAACGACAGCGGGGAGGUGAAGCUGGCGGAUUUUGGGAUCGCGGCGCAGAUCAGCGCGACGUUCGCCCGGCGCAUGUCGUUCAUCGGGACCCCGUACUGGAUGGCCCCCGAGGGUGGCGGCGGUGGAGCUGAAGGGGGGGUACAACGAGCUGUGCGACGUCUGGUCCGUGGGCAUCACGGCCCUGGAGCUGGCGGAGCUGCAGCCCCCCCCUGUUCGACCUGCACACCCUGAGGGUGCUGUUCCUGAUGUCCAAGAGCGGGUACCAGCCCCCCAAGCUGAAGGACAAGGCCAAGUGGUCCCCCCAGUUCCACAACUUCGUCAAAGUGACGCUGACCAAGAACCCCAAGAAACGUCCCAGCGCCGCCAAGCUGCUCAGCCACCAGUUUGUGGCUCAGCCGGGCUGGGGCGGCCGCUGACCCUGGAGCUGCUGGACAAGCUGCGGGACCCCGAGCGGCUGCGGGACCCCCGAGCGGCCGCGGGCGGGAGACCCCGAGGACGAGGAGCCCGAG